GCCCAGCGCUGAAGGCGGUGGCGCGACGCCUUUGUGGAAGCCGGAGCCCACCGGGAGGAAGUUCCGGUCUCCGGGACGCUGGGUCCGUGGCGGCCGCUGAGGAGGAGGAGGAGCGGGCCGCGGGGGCUACGCUGCCUUGGAAACCCUUAUAAAUCCAUGAAGACCUUUCAGUAGCUACAAGAAAAGUCCUGGAGAUAAGUUCUCAGCUUCAUUUAGGUUACAUGCCUGUCUUCAAAGCAAUCACUGGUACUACCCUGCUAGAGUUUGGUAGGAAAAAUAUCUACUUACUGAAGCUUUCUUGACAUAGAAAGAGAUGUGGGGGGAUUCUCGAUCUGCUAACAGAACAGGACCUUUUCGGACUGGGUGAAAGCUUUUUCUGCAGCAGUCAUGUUGAAAACCUUGUGUUGACUUACCUCGUGUUCUGAAAUGGGAGCAUAAAAGUUUACUCGGACACCUCAUCUUAAAAUAGCAAAACUUGCUGUUUUCUGCAGAUCUAGGACCUUGUUACAGAACUCUGCCCCCAAAAAUAUGUUUACAGAAGAAUAUGCUGUGAUUAGAGAAGAAUGUGCUGGUGUGUAGAUUUCAAACUCUGGACAAUAUGAAUAACCCUGUCUUUGUUUCUACAGUGGGAGCCAAGAAGAAAGGUUUGCUCCCGGGUGGAACAGGGACUAUCCUCCUCCUCCCCUUAAGAGCCAUGCUCAAGAGAGACACCCGGGCAACUUUCCUGGCAGAGAUUCACUUCCCUUUGAUUUCCAGGGGCAUUCAGGACCUCCCUUUGCAAAUGUAGAGGAGCAUUCUUUCAGCUAUGGAGCUAGAGAUGGACCACACGCUGACUAUCAAGGAGGGGAGGGGCCUGGACACGAUUUCAGAGGGGGAGAUUUUUCAUCUUCGGAUUUCCAGAGCAGAGAUUCAGCACAGUUGGACUUCAGGAAUAGGGACAUACAUUCUGGGGAUUUUCGGGAUAGAGAAGGACCACCUAUGGACUACAGGGGUGGAGAUGGUGCUCCUAUAGAUUAUAGAGGUAGGGAGACACCUCAUAUAAAUUACAGAGACAGGGACUCUCAUACUGCUGACUUCAGAAGUAGAGAUGCUCCUCCAUCUGACUUUAGGGGGCGGGGCGCUUAUGAUUUAGAUUUUAGAGGCCGAGAUGGAUCCCAUGCAGAUUUUAGGGGAAGAGAUUUAUCAGAUUUGGAUUUUAGAUCCAGAGAUCAGUCUCGUUCUGAUUUUAGGAACAGGGAAGUAUCUGACUUGGACUUCAGGGAUAAAGAUGGAGCACAGGUGGACUUCAGAGGCCGAGGUUCGGCUACUACUGACUUAGACUUUAGGAACAGGGAUGCGCCACACUCAGACUUCAGAGGUAGACAUCGUUCUAGGACUUACCAAGAUUUUAGGGGCAGAGAGGUAGGACCUUGUAUGGAAUUUAAAGAUAGAGAAAUGCCUCCUGUGGAUCCAAAAGUUUUGGAUUACAUUCAGCCUCCUGCACAAGAGAGAGAACAUUCUGGUAUGAAUAUGAACAAGAGAGAAGAAUCCACACAUGACCAUACAGUAGAAAGACCCGCUUUUGGUGUUCAGAAGGGAGAAUUUGAGCAUUCAGAAACAAGAGAAGGAGAAACACAAAGUGGAACUUUUGAACAUGAAUCUCAAUCAGACUUUCAAAACAGCCAAAGUCCAGUGCAAGACCAAGAUAAGCCAAAGCUUUCUGCAGGUGAACAACAGAGUUCAGAUGCUGGUCUGUUUAAAGAAGAAGGUGAUUUGGACUUUCUUGGCCGACAAGACACAGAUUACAGAAGCAUGGAGUACUGUGAUGUGGAUCACAGGUUGCCAGGAAGCCAGAUUUUUGGCUAUGGCCAGAGCAAGUCUUUUCCUCAGGGCAAAAUGUCCAGAGAUGCCCAACAAGACCUUCAGGAUCAAGAUUAUAGGACUGGCCCAAGUGAGGAGAAACCUAACAGGCUUAUUCGAUUAAAUGGGGUGCCAGAAAAUGCCACAAAAGAAGAGAUUCUUAACGCCUUUCGGACGUCUGAUGGCUUACCUGUAAAGGAGUUGCAGUUGAAGGAGUAUAACACAGGUUACGACUAUGGCUAUGUCUGCGUGGAAUUUUCACUCUUGGAAGAUGCCAUCGGAUGCAUGGAGGCCAACCAGGGAACUCUAAUGAUCCAUGACAAAGAAGUCACUCUUGAAUAUGUACCAAGUCCAGAUUUUUGGUACUGCAAAAGAUGUAAGGCCAGCACUGGUGGGCAUCAGUCUUGUUGUUCAUACUGUAAGGGCCCAAAGGAAGAAGUCAAGCAAGAACUAGUAUCCUAUCCUCAACCUCAGAAAACAUCCAUUCCAGUACCCUCAGAAAAACAGCCCAACCAGCCACGACCUGUUGAUAAGGAGCAUGAACUCAGGAAGCGGGAGGAAGGCCAAGAGUCGAGAUUGGGACAUCAGAAGAGAGAGACAGAAAGAUACUUCCCUCACUCUCGAAGGGAAGGACUCACUUUCCGAAGAGACCGAGAAAAGGAGUCAUGGUCUGGAGAGACUCGCCAGGAUGGAGAGAGCAAAACAAUUAUGCUAAAACGUAUCUAUCGUUCUACUCCACCCGAAGUGAUAGUUGAAGUGCUGGAGCCCUACGUGCAUCUCACUACUGCCAAUGUCCGUAUCAUCAAGAACAGAACUGGCCCUAUGGGUCACACUUAUGGUUUUAUAGACCUCGACUCACAUGCAGAAGCUCUUCGAGUAGUGAAGAUUUUGCAGAACCUCGAUCCACCGUUUAGCAUUGAUGGGAAGAUGGUAGCUGUAAACUUGGCCACUGGAAAACGAAGAAAUGAUUCCGGGGACCACUCUGACCACAUGCAUUAUUAUCAGGGUAAAAAAUAUUUCCGAGAUAGAAGAGGAGGAAAUAGAAAUUCAGAUUGGUCCUCAGAUACAAAUCGACAAGGGCAGCAGUCAUCAUCUGACUGCUACAUAUAUGAUUCUGCUACUGGCUACUAUUAUGACCCCUUGGCAGGAACUUACUAUGACCCCAACACCCAGCAAGAAGUCUAUGUGCCCCAGGACCCUGAGUCACCUGAGGAAGAAGAGAUCAAGGAAAAGAAAUCUACCAGUCAAGGAAAGUCAAAUAGCAAGAAGGAAACAUCUAAAAGAGAUGGCAAGGAGAAAAAAGACAGAGGAGUGACAAAGUUUCAAGAAAGUACCAGUGAGGGGAAGCCUCCCCCAGAAGAUGUUUUUAAGAAGCCCCUGCCUCCUACUGUGAAAAAGGAAGAGAGUCCUCCUCCUCCUAAGGUGGUAAAUCCAUUAAUUGGUCUCCUGGGUGAAUAUGGAGGAGACAGUGACUAUGAGGAAGAAGAGGAAGAGGAGCAGGCCCCUCCUGUGCAGCCUCGAGCAGCACAGCCUCAGCCUCGAGAGGAGCUGACCAAGAAAGAGAAUGAAGAAGACAAACUCACAGACUGGAAUAAACUGGCUUGUCUGCUCUGCAGAAGGCAGUUUCCCAAUAAAGAAGUUCUUACAAAGCAUCAGCAACUCUCAGACCUGCACAAGCAAAACCUGGAAAUUCACCGGAAAAUAAAACAAUCAGAGCAAGAGCUAGCCUAUCUGGAGAGGAGAGAACGGGAGGGAAGGUUUAAAGAAAAAGGAAGUGACCGAAGGGAAAAACUACAGUCUUUUGAUUCUCCAGAAAGGAAACGGAUUAAAUACUCCAGGGAAACAGACAGUGAUCGAAACCCUGUUGAUAAAGAAGACACUGACACUAGUAGCAAAGGAGGCUGCACCCAGCAGGCUACUGGCUGGAGGAAAGGGGCAGGCCUGGGAUAUAGCCAUCCUGGAUUGGGUUCAUCAGAGGAGAUUGAAGGGCGGAUGAGGGGGUCUGGGGGUGCCCCAGGAAGAACCAGCAAGAGACAGUCUAAUGAAACUUACAGAGAUGCUGUUCGAAGAGUUAUGUUUGCUCGAUACAAAGAACUCGAUUAAGAGUGGAAAUACCCCACAGGAUACAAUUUCCUCUUUGUUUUGUUUGUCCAUCUCUCCUUUUGUUUUGUUACUGUUCUUGCUGCUAGAACUUUUUUAAAUAAACUUUUUUCAAUGUGAAUAAAUUUUGUUAACAUUUUUUUUCCCACAAUGGAUAGAGAAUAGAGCUUGAUGUUAUGAAGAAAAAAAUGGUUUGGCAUUUAAGAGCACUGACUGCGGGGUUGGGGAUUUAGCUCAGUGGUAGAGCGCUUGCCUAGGAAGCGCAAGGCCCUGGGUUCGGUCCCCAGCUCCGAAAAAGAACCAAAAAAAAAAAAAGAGCACUGACUGCUCUUCCAAAGGUCCUGAGUUCAAUUUCCAUCUACCAUAUGGUGGCUUACAACCAUCUGUAAUGGGAUCUGAUGCCCUUUUCUGGUGUGUCUGGAGAAAGCAAAAGUGUACUCAUAUAUAAAUAAAUCCUUAAAAUCAAAACAAAACAAAAAGAAAAAAUGCUGCCAUAGAAAAUGUGGGCAUAUCUGAGUUAAUGCUGAAAUGGUCAACUAGUGCUACAGUAAGCAGGGAACAGUGCCGAUCUGUUAGAGUACGGGAGUAACAUACUUAAUGAUCCUGAUCUCAUCAGUGAGAAGAGCCUCUGUCGUUUUAGUAACUGCUGAGGUAUAACACAUUUCCAUAUGUAGGUUUACCAAUUAAACAUUUAGAAGCUCUUUGACCACCCCAAGGCUGUAGGGGAAAACAAUGUCCUACAACUGUCUUCAAAGGAAAAACAUCUUUCACUUCAUUUUUUGGAGCAGAAGUUCCAAUACUGGGACAAAGCAGUUUCAUUUUUAUAUUUUGCCAGGUAAUCAGAGAAGUCAUUGGUUUGUUGGUUGCUUGGUUGUGUGCUUGGUUUUAACAGACACAUGAAGGUUAUUUCACUGGAUCAGGGGAUCUUUUGAAAGAACUUUACUCUGUAACUCAGCCUAGCCCCAAGUUCUUCAUCUUCCUUCUAUCUCCUCUUUUCUGGGAGCUGAGAUUACAGGCAUUUACCAAAUUCCCUGACUACUUUUAUUUUGUUUUAAUAUUCAUCUUAUGUAUAUUUGUGUUGUGGGGGAACCAUACUCGAACCAGUGUAUGUAGAAGUCAGAGGACAACUUGUAGUCAGAUUAGAAACCCAGAUUAUCAAACCAGAUGGUCAUGGCACAUGGUUUUAACCCAGUACUCAGGAAGCAGAAGCAGGCAGAUCUUUGAGUUUGAGGCCAGUCAACAGAAUGAGUUCCGGGAUAGCCAUGAUAUAUAGAAAUCCUCUUUUGGGGAAAAAUAAAAAGGAAGAAAAGUCUCAGAUUAUCAAGAUUGGUGACAAGUACUUUUUAACCAAAUGAACCAUUUCACUGGUCCAAACUUUUUUCUUUCUGAUUAGUAAGAUUUACUACUUUUAUUUGUCUCUGUGUGUAGGUGGAUGCAUUUAGGGCCAGAAGAAGAUGUGGGAUCCUUGGAGCUGGUGUUAAAGGCUGUGCUCCCUGAUAUGAGUGCUGGAAACCAAAUUAGGAUUCUCUGCUAGAACAGCAAGCACUCUAAACUGCUAAGCCAUCUCUAGCUCUCUGAACCAACUUUUAAAUUUUUUAAAAUGGAAGACAAAAAGACUAUUUUAUUAAAACUUUGUUCAACAAUACAUUUGCUUAUUUUAUUUGUGUUGCUUAAUUUAAAACAAAACAAUUUCCAUUGUCUUUGGUACAUCAACUACCAGAUAGCCUGGGGGAUAUAAUUGUUCUGCUCAUCACAAUGACUCAAACCAGAGACACAGGCUAUUGAGAGGAUGACAUUCAUCCCUGGAUGGAAUCUGUCCCCGGUUAGGAGAGUAGCUUUUGAGCUUAAAUUGAAUUGGCAUCUGAGCAUGGUGGCUUACUUUUAAUCCCAGCAACCAGUGAGCUCUGAAUGUCACCCUGGCUUUCCUGGAACUCACUUUGUAGACCAGGCUGGUCUUGAACUCAGAGAUCCAUCUGCCUUGGGAUUAAAGGCAUGGGUCAUCACACCCAGCUACAAGAGCUUUCUAUGAUCUGCAGAUAAAUGUAUGUUUUCGGAAGUUAAAUGUGUUACAUAUAUACUUGACCAGAAUUGGGCAUAUAUCUUUACAUGUAUACAAUACAUAAAGUAAGAAUACAAAGAUAUGAGAGAAAGAUGUUGGGUAUGUGUCCUUGAAAGAAACAGCCAUGUUUUCAGGCAUUUCCAGCCAGUUUCAGUCACCCUAAUUCCAGCACACCUUUAAUCCCAUGACACAUUCCUUCCUAAUCCCAGCUUGCCUGAGGUGAAGGCUAGAGGAUAAGCAACAGUCCCACAUUAAGAUGUUGGUCUGGUCUACAUUGUGAACUCCAGGCUAGCCAAUACUAUAGAGACCCCUUUUAAAGAAAAUAAAAGGGAGGGGAGGGAAGGACAAUAAAAACAAAAUGUGAAAAGAACAUCUCCCUAAUUAUUACAUAUGCAGAGGGCAAGUUAUGGUAACUGGAUAAGAAUAUCUCCACAAAGAAAACAGUGGAAAAAAAAACCUAGGAUUUUUUAUGUUUUGUUGGAUUUUUUUUUUUAAUGGAUGAUGGGCUGGUGAUUUGGCUAGAAUUUGGGUUGUUUUACAUUUAAUUUUUGGUAUAUGUGAAUACACACGUCCAUGUCUCCCACAUCAGACUACUCUCAUGAGUGGUUCUCUCCAUCAUCUGGACUGCAGGGAUGGAAUUCAGGUUCUUAGGCUUGACAGUAAGCCUUACAUGAUGAGCCAUCUCAGGGACUCGCGGCUUGGUUUUUGUUGUUUUGUUCUGCUUGUGGCAGGGUCUCACAACAAAAUAUCCCUAUUGUUCUGGAGUUCACAUUCUAGCUGCUGUCAUGGCUUCUGAAAACAACCUAGUUCAGUUUCCAGUUUAUCAAAUUAUUAGCUCUGUAUGUUUGUAAAACUAGACAUUAAUGACUUGCCCUAGGAGACAGAAUAAAGUUGUCCAAAAUGGCUUCAAAACCAUGGCAAUCCUUCUGCUUCGUUAUCUGGAAUGCAGUUACAGGUGUACAUCCCCACGGUGAUUUAAAGGAUAUUUGUGAAGACCCCCUACACGAAGUCUAACCUAGCCUCUGGGAAGGCAAUCAGUAGUACGCCUUCUCUACAAACUGGAUUAUACACUUUACACUGUGUCAAACGCUAGUAGAGUUCACAUCCGGGUUCUCAGAGGCUGAAUGGCAGCUUUGUCAUGGAGCAGAUGAAACACGCAAAAAAAAUUAAAGCAGGGUCCAGUGACAGGCUGCCUGGGCGACCACAUUUCCCGGCAGCCCUCGCGCAGACGGGCACCUUCGCUGAUUGGAUGCCUCUGAAGAGGCGGGUGGGGUGGGGGUGGGGAGAGUCGGCGCGCGAGGUACUGUGGGUAGGAGAAGACGGUCGGUGGAGACGCCAUUUUGUGCAGCGGCCGAACCUUGUUCUAGGUUCUGAGACGCAGAGCCGCUACUCCUUCUGCUUUGUUCCCUCUGUGGGGGUGAGUGCGGCGGCCGUCCAUUACGCCCCAGUGAUUUUGCCAUUGGUGCUGUCCCUUGAGUCUGCCUGUCAGCCGCCAGAGGUGACUGCUCAGCCGCGUCUUUGAAGGGACUAAAACUAAGCUAGCGUUUGAGGGCCGCGCCCCUCCUCGCCUCUGGUUCUGCCGGCUUUCAUAGGUCGCCCACUAACCCAGUCCUCGGCCCGCCUCUUUCGAGUUGUUUGUCUCUUGCUGGGACGUUGUCCCGAAUCCCCUGUCCUGCGGAGCUGUGGCGAUCCAGUCCUUCGGACACCCCUCGGAAGCGCCUGGCAAUCUCUUAAGCCAUCAUCGCCCUGCGUCUGCAACUGAAUCUCGCUCUGCGAAAGGUGG
Messenger RNA from Rattus norvegicus (Norway rat), 7781 nucleotides. It is a transcript of the gene Rbm6, whose product is annotated as RNA binding motif protein 6. Gene Ontology annotation, molecular function: nucleic acid binding; RNA binding. Lineage: Eukaryota; Metazoa; Chordata; Mammalia; Rodentia; Muridae. The record is from RefSeq and is a predicted model, not a curated record. Gene Ontology annotation, cellular component: nucleus.